AUGAAUGAAGCAAAGACAAUUGAAACUCCUAUGGCAACAAAUGGAAAGUUAGAAAAGGAUGAAUCUGAUAAGGAUGUUGUCGUCAAGGCAUAUAGAGGUAUGAUAGGAUCUCUCCUUUAUCUUACCGCAUCUAGACCAGACAUAAUGUUUAGUGUUUGUAUGUGUGCUAGAUAUAUAUCAUGUCCCAAAGAAUUGCAUUUAAAAGCAGUUAAGCGCAUCCUUAGAUACCUACGUGGUACCUUUAAGUAUGGGCUUUGGUAUUCUAAAGGAAGUGAUUGUAGUUUAGUAGGUUACUCCGACUUUGUCGGCUGUAAAUCGGAUAGGAAAAGUACUAGUGGUACAUGUCACGUGUUUUCGAAAUCCUUAGUUAGUUGGCAUAGCAAGAAACAGGACUCUAUAGCUUUGUCAACAGUUGGGGAAGAAUACGUCGUGGUCGGUAGCUGUUGCGCACAAAUCCUAUGGAUUAAGCAACAAUUACUUGAUUUUGAUAUUAAACUUGAACGUAUUCCUAUCAUGUGUGAUAACACCGGUGCGAUCAACCUCACUAAAAAUCCUGUACUACAUUCUUGCACUAAACACAUUGAGUUACGUCAUCAUUUCCUUCGCGAUCAUGUUGAGAAAGGCGAAGUCGUGUUUGAGCAUGAUGACAGUAAAAAUCUGUCGCGGCCUCAAAAAAAAAAAUUAAGUUCUACGACUUAA
Messenger RNA from Vicia villosa (hairy vetch), 699 nucleotides. Its product is annotated as secreted RxLR effector protein 161-like. The record is from RefSeq and is a predicted model, not a curated record. The transcript has a single exon. NCBI's taxonomy places the organism in Eukaryota, Viridiplantae, Streptophyta, Magnoliopsida, Fabales, Fabaceae. The coding region runs from base 1 to 699 and encodes 232 amino acids.